This is a messenger RNA of Lathyrus sativus (Indian pea), 699 nucleotides long. The record is from the annotation of a GenBank genome assembly. NCBI's taxonomy places the organism in Eukaryota, Viridiplantae, Streptophyta, Magnoliopsida, Fabales, Fabaceae.
AUGAAUAGUUUCACCGCCGAAGAUCUGUCCACAAUCGGAGGUAUCGCAACCGUAUCGAUUCUCCAUUCGUUCAUUCCAACACACUGGCUUCCGUUUUCCAUCGUGGGUCGUGCUCAGAAAUGGACCCUUUCUAGAACCCUCCUUGUUACUGCAUUUGGAGCAAUUUUGCAUGUAAUAUCCACUUCACUGCUUGGUAUAACAGCAAUUACCAUGGCAAACACCAUUGCCGGCGAAGAAACAGUGCAUAAGCUUGCUUCACUUUUGCUCGUAUUUCUCGGUGGUAUGUAUAUUGUGCUGUUUCUUAUGGGGAAAGGCGGCCAUAGUCAUUCUCACAACCAACCCAUGGAGAAAAUGGCAGUAGCUGGCCUUAUUCUUGUUCCUGCACUAUCUCCUUGUGCUACAACACUUCCGGUAUUUCUUGCUGUUGGAAAUUCAUCCUCCAUGAUGGUGCUUGCCAUCAUAGUUCUUCUAUUCAGCACAAUCUCUGUGAUGACUUCACUAGUAGCAUUAUCAUUUUAUGGAGCCAGUCAGCUGAAGUUUCAUUGGGUGGAGCGGUACGACAAACUUCUUGUUGGUUCAGUACUGUGUUUAGUUGGAUUGUUGACCCUAUUUUUUCAUGAUCAUGAUCAUGAUCAUCAUAUUCAUGGAGAAGUAGCUUCAGCUGGAGAGCACUUGCAUAGAAAGAUGUUUUCCUUAUGA